This is a messenger RNA of Brienomyrus brachyistius, 1865 nucleotides long. RefSeq names its product AU RNA binding protein/enoyl-CoA hydratase (gene auh). The transcript is spliced from 10 exons. The record is from RefSeq and is a predicted model, not a curated record. Gene Ontology annotation, biological process: fatty acid beta-oxidation. Bases 47 to 1021 code for a protein of 324 amino acids. NCBI's taxonomy places the organism in Eukaryota, Metazoa, Chordata, Actinopteri, Osteoglossiformes, Mormyridae. Gene Ontology annotation, cellular component: mitochondrion. Gene Ontology annotation, molecular function: enoyl-CoA hydratase activity.
GUUCAAAGUUGAAAGUCAAAACAAUCACGAUUUGCACUGCCGCAGCAUGGCGACUCUGGCGUGCUGCAGAGGCGUCUCUCAGGUUUUCAGACCCGUGGUGGCCAAGUUUGGUGUCUGCAGCUUGCAGAAAGAUGCCCGGGCCUUGCGGCAUGUUGUCCGGCCAGAUGAGUGGCAGUGUAGCCACGGACAGGCUCGUCGUUACAGUUCAGAUGCCAAGUCGAUGGAUGACCUGAGCGUAAGGUAUUUGGAUGGAAGCGACUCAGGGAUUGUGGUGUUCGGGCUGAAUAGACCAAAGGCCAAAAAUGCCAUCAGCAGGAAUCUUGUGAAAAUGAUGUCCGAAGCUGUGGAUGCAGUGAAAACGAAUAAUAAAGUACGGACUGUGAUUGUGUGCAGUUUGGUGCCUGGAGUGUUUUGUGCAGGCGCCGACCUUAAGGAGAGGGCAAAAAUGCACCCCAGUGAAGUUGGACCUUUUGUCUCGAAAGCGAGAGCCCUGAUCACUGAGCUGGGAAACCUCCCGAUGCCGACGAUCGCAGCCAUAGAUGGGGCGGCGCUUGGAGGAGGGCUGGAGAUGGCUUUGGCCUGCGAUAUGAGAGUAGCGGCGACUUCAGCAAAAAUGGGCUUGGUUGAAACAAAGCUAGCUAUCAUUCCUGGGGCAGGAGGAACGCAGCGCCUCCCUCGGACCAUCGGGGUCUCCCUGGCCAAGGAGCUGAUCUUUGCUGGGCGGGUGGUGGAUGGAGCAGAAGCACAGAAUCUGGGCCUGGUUAAUCAUGCAGUGGAGCAGAAUGACAGUGGGGAUGCUGCCUACAGGAGAGCAUUGGACCUGGCUAGGGAAAUCAUCCCUCAGGGGCCCAUUGCCAUCAGAAUGGCCAAACUUGCUAUAAACCAGGGCAUUGAGGUUGACUUGGCAACAGGCUUAGCCAUAGAAGAAGCCUGCUAUGCACAGGUAAUACCGACAAAGGACAGAAUUGAAGGUCUCACAGCCUUCAAGGAGAAGAGGCCUCCUCGCUACAAGGGGGAGUAACCAGUGUAGCCUAGUUAGCCUAUCAGAGGCCAACGUCUUCAGUUCACACGUGUGCAUCCUGUUCCUGGCUCUCGGUUAAUGUCUUCGAAACUCACGCAUGUGACUCAUUCAGCGUCUGAUAAUGAUAAUAAUAAUAAUGUGCGUCCAACAUCUCUUGUUUCCAGUUGCCUUUUACCAGUCAUGCGUAUAGCUCCCUACCAGCUGCGCAUCUUCCAGAUGCUGUCAUCUUGCAGUAUGUAAAUGCCAGUGGCUGGGCUUUUAUAUUACAGAUGACAUCAGUGCUCUUAUUUAUGAUGACAUCAGUGCUCUUAUAAUAAUACUAAUAAAUUAACAUGAUGCAGAGUAAAUGGACAUGCCCCCCAAAACAAAGUGUUUCUCAUGAGGCUUUGGCAGUCCUCGCUUAUGCUGGGGAACACGCUUUGGUACUAAUCACGCUUAAUGUAGAAACCUGUUUUACCACUUUUUGUGCAUCUAAUAGCAUAGAAAUGCUACAAGGACGGUGUUUAGAGUGAAAGGCAGGAAAUCUCUGACAGUAAAGGUCCAUUCCAGUCUCACAGCUAAUUAUCCUCAGAGGCAGCGAGUGUUCCACCUCGCCACGCUAACAGCCGAAAGCAGCUAAUUGAAAUGUAUGAUUUCUGUAAAGGAAGUUGCCAUUCGCUUCCUGUGUCCUGUGUGUCUCUCGAAGCUCUUCGAAGGUGUCGACUUGCUGGCGUCCUUCAUGGGUCCGCUUCGCAUUCCUGGAAAAUGCCAGCCCAUGCCGUUUCACUGCCCAUUCUGUUACGCAUUCACUGACUGUCGAUUGUGAACUUCCUGGAGUUAAACAUUAAACUGUUACCCCUUGAAA